This is a messenger RNA of Scomber japonicus (chub mackerel), 1173 nucleotides long. RefSeq names its product prokineticin receptor 1b (gene prokr1b). The record is from RefSeq and is a predicted model, not a curated record. Bases 1 to 1173 code for a protein of 390 amino acids. Lineage: Eukaryota; Metazoa; Chordata; Actinopteri; Scombriformes; Scombridae. Gene Ontology annotation, biological process: neuropeptide signaling pathway. Gene Ontology annotation, molecular function: neuropeptide receptor activity. Gene Ontology annotation, cellular component: membrane. The transcript is spliced from 2 exons.
AUGGGGGACUCCAACAUCAGUCAAUUGAUAGUGGCUUACACAGAGAAGCAGGACAUUCUCCCAGCAGGCAAGUUGGAUCAUUAUAUGGACAAUUAUGAUAUGGACUAUGGCAUCCCCCCUGAUGAGAUCCCAGACACCACACAGGGCCAGGCCUUCUUUGUGGCCACUAUUGUUAUCGGCAUGGUCCUUGUCUGUAUCAUGCUUGUGUGUGGUUUGGGAAACUUCAUAUUCAUUGCCACCCUGACACGCUACAAAAAGCUCCGCAAUCUCACCAACCUGCUGAUUGCAAACCUGGCCAUCUCAGACUUUAUUGUAGCAGUGGUUUGCUGCCCUUUCCUGGUGGACUACUAUGUAGUGAGACAGCUAUCCUGGAAUUAUGGAUUGGUGCUGUGUGCCUCUGUCAACUAUCUGAGGACUGUGUCGCUUUACGUGUCCACAAAUGCAUUGCUUGCUAUUGCAGUUGACAGGUACAUGGCCAUAGUCCAUCCUCUGAGGCCUCGCAUGAAGUAUCAAACUGCCUACUGCCUGAUAACAGGAGUCUGGAUUGUUCCCAUUCUGAUCUCAAUCCCUUCUGCCUACUUUGCCUCUGAGACCAUGUACCCUCAUGGUGGCACAACCCCAACCAGCCACAAAGUCUUCUGUGCCCAGAUAUGGCCUGUGGACCAACAGGCCUACUACCGGUCCUACUUCUUGUUUGUUUUUGCUGUUGAGUUUGUUGGACCUGUGAUCGUCAUGGCAAUGUGUUAUGCCCAAAUUUCCCGUGAGCUCUGGUUCAAGAAUGUCCCAGGUUUCCAGACAGAGCAGAUAAGGAAGAGGUUGCGUUGUCGACGCAAAACAGUGAUGGUCCUGAUCAUGAUCUUGACGGCAUACAUUUUGUGCUGGGCACCGUAUUAUGGCUUCACUAUCCUGCGAGACUUCCAUCCAACACUCAUCUCCCGCCAGAAGAACUCAUUGGUGGCCUUCUACAUCAUUGAAUGCAUUGCCAUGAGCAAUAGCAUGAUUAAUACCUUCUGCUUUGUUAGCGUCAAGAACAACACAGUUAAGUACCUGAAGAAGAUUGUACUGCUGCGCUGCAGGUCUACGUAUGCCCCCAAUAAGACUGUAGAUGAGAUGGAUAUAAGGACCUCCUCUAUGCCUGUGACAGAGGAGAUUGAAUGCAUUCACCUGAGGUGA